Messenger RNA from Opisthorchis viverrini, 1100 nucleotides. RefSeq lists its product as hypothetical. Lineage: Eukaryota; Metazoa; Platyhelminthes; Trematoda; Opisthorchiida; Opisthorchiidae. Bases 501 to 692 code for a protein of 63 amino acids. The record is from RefSeq and is a predicted model, not a curated record. The transcript is spliced from 4 exons.
AGCAAAAUGAUAAACAUAUACCAUCGUACCUACUACGUUCACUUUGUCAUAUGUAUUUGUGUGAAACUGAUAAAGCACUAACUGAUGUGCAGACAGUACUACAGUACGAACCGAAAAAUCCCCAUGUAAGCCCUUUUCCCUGUUUGCCCUUCAAGCCUCAUACAUAGGCCUUACUGUUACUCGCAGAAAUAUACUACUUACGUGGGGAUUUUGAAGAAGCAUUGCAGACAUUCCACCGAGGACGACUUCUGCGCCCAACCAUAGAGCAGUUUCUUGUUGGUGUGCACAAGUGUGAAACAGCUAUUCAGAACUCAUGUACUGAUUGCAAGAUACGUCUCACAGCCGAUUUGGACCUGACUAAUUUUUAUGAAGGAGCCUUUCCGCGCAAGAAAGCAUCACGGAAUGCGAAAAUACUUGUCACCAGAGGGAAACCACCGGAGACACCGGAGGACUUGACACCAUGGCCUACUACCCGACCAAAGGACAUACAACGGAGGUUGAUGGGACAGGGCUACAACGAGUUUACCUAUCUUGAGAAAAUGUUUGGCGAUGAAACUGAGAUGAAUGGGACUCUAAAUCGAUCCAAAGAGAACCGCAAGUCAGCAGUGCGAUGCGGCACUUACCUUGACAGACAUGCAGAUCUGUUUCACAAACUUGAUCCUGGCUUUCGACACACUAAGUCGGAUUCAUAGAAUGUGCCAAGGGGUCAAGGUCAAAUAGACUGGUGAACCGCAAACUUAAAUGCUACCCCCAUCAUCUAACGCUCAUCUGACGUCAGCACUCCUUUUCAGCAGUUAGUGAGCAAGCUGGGUUUCCCCGCACGAUCUACACAUAAUCCGGGUUUUAUUUACACGUCCGAUAUUGCCCAUUUAUUUAACGCUUGUAAUUUACCUUUUCAACUGUUCACUCAACAGUGUAUUUGUUUAUUUUCCAAAAGGAUUUUAGUCGUUUCUUCAACCCAAAAUGAAUUUUGCCAUAUGUUUCAAGGAAUUCGGACAAGAAGCUUUACAAAAAAUGUCAUCAUUAGAUGCGGAUUUCACCUUUCAACGAUAAAGUGUUUGUCUAUCCGGCUUGGUUACUGUUGUACCUUUGCUUUUCCC